UAACAGUUACCAAGAUGUCAGCUCCCAUAUCCCAUAUCCCAUAACACGCAGAAAGAUAUGAAUUCUGGAAUUUAUGUGGUAAAUUGUUUUGUUUAGUGUUACUGGGAUAUCCAGAAGAUAAAGAGGUAAUCUACAGAUUAUAAGUCGGAUGAAAUGUUUUCCAGACUUUCUGUAGUUAUUGGUAGAGACCUCAAUUGCCGCAUCAGAUGUGGAAGCAUUAGAAUAUAUAGAUUACAGGGUAACGUUUCAUCGACAGCAAGCGAUGGUGAUGCUAGGAAAUCGGUGCGUACUAAACAAGAAGAUAAGACUGAACAGGACAGUUGUGACUAUUUAGGUGUUUCGGAAACAUUUGAGGCAAAUGUUGGUGAAGGGGAAACUCUGGUUACAGAGACCAAAGAAAAAAUAUCCCGUACAUACGGUUUAGGAAAAUAUACCGCACCGGAUGCAUACGAUGGUACAUUGCAGAAGACCAAUUUUGGUGAAAUAAAGAUAGAUUGUGUCAGAAAGGGUGUAAUUCCACCAAAGAAAAACUUCUCAAAACUGAAACCUGAAUUAGGCUCGAUUGCAGACUCAUUGAUAAGUUAUCGAGAAAAAGUAGAUCGCAGGAAAUAUUCUUUGCCAGUUUCUGAUUUGUUAAGUCAACAUCUUGAAGGGCUUGGUAAAGAAAGUGAUGGUACUGUCAAAGAAAAUUCUCAGUCAUCAACUCUUUCAGAACCAAUUUCUGACUACUACAAACCAAGAAAUGUGCAUCAAAAUUCCACAGUAUUCAAUGAAUCAAAAAUGUCAGAUUCUGUGAAACCAACAGAUAAAGUAAAUGAGAAACAAAAAAAGCAUAACAAUGAAAGUAGUCCAAGCACUCCAAGGAAUAUAAGAAAAGAACAGAAUUCCUCAUUAAAUGCAACAAAGGGAAACAGAUUUUUCAUGAAACCAGAAGAUUUGAUUAUGGAGGUUGUGAAUGAAGAUGAGAAUAAGAGGCAAUCAAAGCAUAGUACCAACUCUUCGAUAAAGAAGGAAAGAGAGUCGAGUGAUGCUCAACAAAUUCACAGAUCAUCAAACACGAAAAACAUUGACUGGAAUGUCAUGCUUGAAGACAAUUUAGAAACAAAAAGUUCAUUGAAAUAUCAGCAAAAAAGUGAUCAGACUCCACAAAACAUUGAUGAUAAUAUGUUGGAUUCUAUUAUAAAAGAAGAAAUUGAAGUUGAGAUACAACAUAUCAAAGAUACCUGUGAACAGACACAUGAAAAUGGCCUGACAAAUAAAGUGAAGAAAGACAAAUCAUUAGAAAAUGGUGCCAGAGGAAAGACAAUUCUCAGAGAUACAGAGAAGAUGAUGAUGUAUGAAAAUGAAAGUAGAACCAAAGUAACCGCAAAAUAUGACAGCAACUUAUUAAAGAAGGAGACAAAUUCAAGUGUCAGGACACUAAAGUUGGAAACAGUUACACCAGAAAGAAAAAACAUUGAUUGGAGUUACUUACUUGAAGACAAUAAUUCUGAAAUGCAAAAUUCAUGGAAGUGUCACGAAAAAAAUGAUUCAAGUUCACCUAACUUAGAUAGAAUGUUGGAUUCAAUUCAAACCAAAGACAGAAAUUUUCAUGAAGAACGGUUAGAAAAUGAUUUUGCUAAACAAGUGACACCAGAGUAUAAUCAUAAGUCAGGGACUUCAAAAUUGGGAAAUGCAGCAUACGAAUACUUUCAUGAUGAAGGAAAAAGUUUAGCUGAAGGAGAAAACUACAACAAUGAAGAGGAGGAGGAUGGUUUCGCUGAAGAACUGAAAUCAGACGAUGAUAAUGAUGAGAAGUCAGGGACUGCAAUGAUAGAAAAUGCAGCGUACAAAUAUUUCUCAGAUCUCCAAGAAAAAAGCUUAGCACCAAAAAUUGAUGCAACAUCAAAGGUUGAUCUAAGCAAAUUUGUACCCAAAAAUGUGAACAAGCUAACAGAGGAAGAAGUUGUUGAUGAGCUGGUGGAGAGUAUCCUCUAUAACAAAGAUGAUAUCCUUGCAAUCAACAAAAUAUAUGGGAUACCAUCACAAGGUGGAGAGGGAGUGAGAUUGAACAUUGCAGACCUCUUACCCAAACUUGCAGAAAGAAUUCAUUGUGACAAACUCCACAUGGUUCACAGGCUUGACAAGGAAACCACAGGGAUUAUGUUGUUUGGAAAAACUGAAGAAAUGGCCAGUAAAUUGAGAAAGGCAUUCAAGGACCGAAAGGUGAAAAAGACGUAUUUGGUUAUAGCCAAGGGUAUACCAUCACUGAAAGAAGGGAUUAUAAAUGUUCCUAUCGCAGAAGGUGAAGUUGGAAAAGACAAAAGAAAAAGGAUGACCUGCAUUCCAGUGUACAACUCGGACACCAAACAUGUCAUGCAUAAAACCAAGAAGAAAACGGUGCCAGCUGUAACUCAUUAUAAAGUGGUUGCUAACAGCCAUAGUUGUGCCUUGUUAGAAGUCAGCCCUGAAACAGGUGUGAAACAUCAGAUCAGAACCCAUCUUCUCCAUGUAUUGAAUACACCUGUACUGGGGGACCACAAGUAUUCAUACCUGACAGAGAUCAAACCACAGAUUCUCCCCAGUGACGUCAUUCGGCAGUUGGGGAUCCGCCAGAGUAAGGCCAGGAACCUCCCCAUGUACCUCCACUCCAAGAAUCUGAUAAUCCCAGAAUUCCUGGAUGGAAGGACUUUUUCAGUACAUUGCAGUGUACCUAGGGCAUUUAGAUCUUUCUUGAAAAAAGCGAAAAUUUCUCACAGAAAUGUAGACGAGCGUAUUUGAUUAUUUAACCUCUUGAAAUUUGUGUAGUUGUCUGUGGUGCUAUGGGGGUAUGUUGCGAGAUGUCACCAGAAAACAGUAUGAUAUAUGGUACACCAGAUGGAGAAAAUGAUCUGUGAUACAAUGUAAAUAUUUUUUAUUUUCUAAAAUAAAGGAUUCAUCAAGUAAACAAAUAGUACUGAGUAUAUUAUUUUGAGAUAUAACCAUCAAAGUUUGGUUUUAUUUUUGACGACAUUGUAAACAUUGUGCCCACUUGAUACAUUGCAAGAUGCCAUAUAUUGAGAAGAUCAAAUUUUAGAGAGCAAAUCACUUAACUUGAUUAAUUUUAUGUUUCUGAGCCAUGGUACCGUAGUUAAUGUUUAACA
Molecule: messenger RNA, 3122 nt
Organism: Magallana angulata
Lineage: Eukaryota; Metazoa; Mollusca; Bivalvia; Ostreida; Ostreidae
Exons: 12
Coding region: 154-2760 (868 amino acids)
Biological process (GO): pseudouridine synthesis
Molecular function (GO): pseudouridine synthase activity; RNA binding
Source: RefSeq, a predicted model, not a curated record